Danio rerio (zebrafish) is the source of this 2367-nucleotide messenger RNA. The record is from RefSeq and is a predicted model, not a curated record. Lineage: Eukaryota; Metazoa; Chordata; Actinopteri; Cypriniformes; Danionidae.
CUGCCCCCUUGUGGCGAAUAUGUGUUUCGCUUCAUCCUUGCAUUACGGUGGAGUGGGCGGAGCCUCAUGAAUGACGGUUAUUUUUUUCAAACGAGGAAGUGAAGUCAAGUCCGCCAUUUCAUCUUCUUCUUUAUAUCGGAAAAGAAAGGAAUCAUGCAAGCUGAAGGAAAUUACAACUCUCACAUCAGUGCAUUACUAAUUGUUUGACUUCAUCAUCAAGCACACCAGACGGUGCGGUGGUACAGUGGAUAGCUCUGUUGCCUCCCAGCAAAAAUGUUUCUGGUUCGAGCCUCGGCUGGGUCAGUUGGCAUUUCUGUGUGAAGUUUGUAUGUUCUCCCCGUGUUGGCGUGGGUUUCCUCCGGGUGCUCCAGUUUCCCCCACAAGACAUGCGGUACAGCUCAGAUUGUGAUGGACCGGGAAUGCGACACCAGUUACUCUUAAGUCAAGAACCAAAUGAAGCACCAGAGUACAGAUUAUGGAGGUAUCUGAAGUUGAACUAACUGGAAGCAGGGAACCAUACUAAUAAAGUUCCUUAAGCAGGUUCCUUGUAAAGAUUAACCCAGGGAAGGAUCGAAAAUGGAGAAGACCAGAUCAAGAAAGACUACAUCAAGAUCUGCGGUCAGUUCAAAGGUUUUCGUCAGAGCAUGCAGUGACUAACUUUAAGUUGAGGAAUAACGUUACAUUUGUGAGAACCAGUUUGAGCUGGCACCUGAAAGGUAGCUGGAAUUGUGGAGACAAGAAGAGCUAACAGAAAAUGGAUGAAGUAAUGAUGAAAGAUUUGGUGUUGUCAUUCUUACCGGGCCUCUCCGUUGAAACUCUGACUUCACUACUGAGUUUCUUGCAAGAAAUUGGCGUGGAAAGCAAGGAAGAUCUUGCUUUGGUACAAGAAAAAGAUCUAGAGAAAUACCUUCGACCUAUUCAGUGUCGGAAGUUACUAAAUGGCUUUCAAGGAUUUGCAGUAGUUCAACUGGAAAUGAUUCCUGUGCCCUCUACAUCUUUUGACCCUACUUUCCUUAAAGCUCCUCCCACUGUACCUCCCAGCAUAGUUUCACCUCCCUCCUUGCAGAUUGGCAGACCAUGGCAUGCAGAAUUUCAAGUGAAUUGGGAUAGGAUGCCAGCCGCAAUUCGCAAAGCAAUUGCAGAAAAAGCAAGACCAAUUCCUGGCGAAAGAAAAGAUAUGGUGAAGGCAGUGGUGGAUCAAAUAUUAGAUCAUGAUCCUAACCCAACAAGAGCAAUGUGUCACAACAUUGCUCGAAGCAUUAUAAGGACCCAUCCAGAGUGCUUUGCUGAUAUGUCAAAAAAUGGAGACAUCAUUGGUGAUGGCUGUUAUUCUCUUCUGCAGCAAAUUAAAACUAGAGUUGAAUAUAAGAACAGGAGCAACACCCUGGUGAGACGCCGCAAAGAGAGAAGGCCACAAAGUGAAGUACCAGAUGAAAGCAGAGACAAAAAAAAAAAAAGAGGUCCUGUUGAUCAGUAUGGCUGUGUUAGAUGGAGUCCGGAAUUUCCUCUUGGUGAAACAGAGGCAUCUUUAGAUGAAAUGAAAAGCCAUCUCCUUACCUUGUACUCAGUGGAAGGCAUGAGUGGUGCUGAGACUGCUGAGCCUUUUAUGGAGAAGACAUAUGUCAUCCAGAGGCGCUUUCUUAACAGUGUGCCUGCACCAUCAAUUGCCAUGGUUAAAGAGGAAUGGCCUUUUCUCUUCUCUUUAAGAGGUAUUUUUUCUCAUUUUUCUGUCUUGACCGAUGUGUCCAUCCUCAUGAAGUUCCGAGAGGCCCUGGAAACCAAAGGGAGCACCCUUUUGAAGUUUUGCAGAAAAACCAAUUGUCAUCAUGGGGUUAAGGAUGUUUUGGAUUCUUUUGAACCGGAUGUUUCAAACAAGGCUGCAUGCAUUCUUUUACUGCUCCUGGCCUAUUUCAAAGAGCCAAAGGAUGCCAUUGUGCUUGAGGCUGAUCCUUGUGCAACAGCCAUUGAUGUGGAACAAAGUAUGGUGCUACCAAGCAGCCCACGGUUGAUUGUACAAGGGGACGCAAUGAAAGCCACAACGUGGAUGUUGUCACUGGAGGGUCAAGUGGUCAUGGGACCACUCACAGACAUCACAACUGGUUUGGCUGCCAUUUUUGCCAGCUACUAUAAUUUCAAUCUGAAGUAUGCAGAAGAGGCUUCGUGCACUCUGGAAUUUAUCCAAAGGUGCUUCUUGGGCAUCAAUCCAGAGACUGGUGCGAAGUCUAAAAAGCAGAGAGGAAACAUCAACCAGUCCGUGUGUACACUUGUUAGGAAAAUAAUAGACUUUGAAUGGUUGUCAGUGUAGCUUGCGUACUGCGUUUAACAGCAUACAUGUAAAGAUGGAUGUUUCAUAUAUUUGUGAAUAUG